AAUAACAGACUUAGCAUUAGUCCAUCAAUAAUUAUUUGGGUUCGCGGUCCCUCGCCUCCGACCAGCAGACAACAUGGCAGCCGUAGGAAGGAAGGUCCUCCUCAGCAUCUCCACGCUGCGUCCUUUGGUGGCUGCCUCACAGGCCCGAGGUCUCCAUGGCGUCGCUCCUCUCACCUCGGCUAUUGAUAAUGGUGGCUGGCAAGCUCCUGUGAGCAAGCCGGAAGGCAGGACCACAGCCACCUUGAUCCCCGGUGAUGGUGUGGGGCCCGAGCUGUGCCAGGUCGUCCUUGAUGUCUUCCAGAACGCUGGUGUGCCGGUGGAUUUUGAGGAGCACUACCUUACUGAGCUUUAUGCCAGGAGGUCAGAGAGCCUUGAUGAUGUAGUGGAGAGCAUCAAGCGGAACCGCCUUUGCCUCAAGGGUAUUCUGGCCACCCCUGACCACAGCUCAGAUGGUGAGCUCAAGACUCUUAACAUGAAGCUCAGGGAUGAGUUGGACUUGUAUGCCAAUGUCGUUCACGUAAAGUCCCUAGAUGGCAUUAAUGUCCGACACAAGAACAUCGACAUGGUGGUUAUCCGUGAGCAGACUGAGGGUGAAUACUCAGCCCUAGAGCACGAGAGCGUUGUCGGAGUGGUUGAAUGUCUGAAGAUUAUGACCCGCCAGAAGUGUCGACGCAUUGCCAAGUUCGCCUUCGACUAUGCCACCAAGCACGGCCGCAAGAAGGUGACAGCAGUGCACAAGGCCAACAUCAUGAAGCUUGGUGAUGGCCUUUUCCUGAAGCAGUGUGAGGAGGUGGCAGCUAUGUACCCAAACAUCGAGUUCUCCAACAUGAUUGUGGACAACUGCACGAUGCAGAUGGUUUCCAAUCCGCACCAGUUCGAUGUCCUGGUGCUGCCCAACCUCUAUGGCAACAUCAUUGACAACCUCGCAGCUGGUCUUGUGGGGGGAGCUGGAGUCGUGGCUGGAGCAUCGUAUUCCAGCGAUUCUGUGGUGUUUGAGCCUGGUGCACGUCACACCUUCAGUGAAGCCGUAGGUAAGAAUGUCGCCAACCCAACAGCUAUGUUGCUUGCCUCGGCAAACAUGCUCAAUCACAUCAAUUUGCAGUACUAUGGUGACAUGAUCAGGGCUUCAGUUGACCGUGUCAUUCGCGUUGGGAAGGUGAGGACAAAGGAUAUGGGUGGUUUUGCCACAACAACAGCCUUCGCAAAUGCAGUCAUCGCCAACCUCCAACCGUGAGAGUGAGGCGUGUAAAGGCCAGAAGAACUUAAUAUCACAAUGACACUAGUAUUCAUAACAAUAGUUAAAAGAUAAUAGUAUUAUAUUGUAUAUAUCACUGCUACACCUUAGAUUAUCAUAUCUGUGAGGGCAGAAUUGUGACAGUGAAGCUUGUCUAGAAGUGUGGAUGAGCAGUAGCUCCUUUAUUUAUUAACUAGUGUGGAUAAUUAGCUUUUACUUUGUCACAACAAUAGAUUGAGUUGAGUGCAUGGCAACUAAUAUAGUUACUGUUACAAAAAAGGGGGAAUAAAUCUUAGCACACACACUGAACCAAAUAAUAUCUACCUAAAAGACUUGAUCUCUCAGUUCUUUGAAAUUCCAAACUGUUUUGUUGUUUAUGUUCAUAACCUUAAGUGUUUGUUAGGGUCCAUUCAAGAUACUC
Molecule: messenger RNA, 1655 nt
Organism: Penaeus monodon (black tiger shrimp)
Lineage: Eukaryota; Metazoa; Arthropoda; Malacostraca; Decapoda; Penaeidae
Gene: Idh3b
Product: isocitrate dehydrogenase [NAD] subunit beta, mitochondrial-like
Biological process (GO): tricarboxylic acid cycle; isocitrate metabolic process
Cellular component (GO): mitochondrion
Molecular function (GO): NAD binding; oxidoreductase activity, acting on the CH-OH group of donors, NAD or NADP as acceptor; magnesium ion binding
Source: RefSeq, a predicted model, not a curated record